Tripterygium wilfordii is the source of this 2402-nucleotide messenger RNA. Its product is annotated as disease resistance protein RPS5-like. NCBI's taxonomy places the organism in Eukaryota, Viridiplantae, Streptophyta, Magnoliopsida, Celastrales, Celastraceae. The record is from RefSeq and is a predicted model, not a curated record. The coding region runs from base 1296 to 2402 and encodes 368 amino acids. Gene Ontology annotation, molecular function: ADP binding. The transcript is spliced from 2 exons.
UCAGAAAGCAUAAGCAUUAAGCAAAGCAACAAGGGAAGAAAAUAAUAGCAGAGCAGAGUUGAGUGAGCUUUGGCAGUAAUUAGCAUUAAAGACAAUAAUAUAAGCAUGUCUGCGCCUUACUCAUUAUUCAUAUCUACGAACAGCCUUAAUUAAUUUCAUUCUUCAUUGUUACCACAUCUCAUUGCUCAAAAUUUGAGUGAGACUCCAUUGUCAUGUAUUUCUUAAUCAUCAUACAGUGCCAUGUUUUCUCAUCAUUCUCGACCUUGUUUUACUAUUGUUGAUAAUCCAUUAAAGUCGACAAUAAUAUAAGCAUGUGUGUCAAUUUCAUUCUUCAUUGAAACCUGACAGACAAUUUGAGUGAGACUUGAGCUUAUUUUUCAUUCUACGCUUGCAAUGCUCUUGAGCCUAAAUCAAGUUAAAAAUUCAAGAAGUUUUUGCAUGUAUCAUAGGCCUGUUAGGAACCACUUGGAUGUACGUAGGGUCCGAAAAGAUGAGAGCAAAAUAAAAGGUGAAGUCGCUAGAGUAUAGAAUAGUGAAAACUCAAACGCUAGCUAGAGGCUGGUAAAAUUAAAACUUUUUUCUUGGUAUCACAAUAAUCUGAACUCAUAAUUGCAAACCUGAAUUGCCAUGUUGUAGUUGAGAUUCUUCAGGCUUCUUAUUUGCUGAAACAAGUCGUGGACUCUGCAUCAUUAGCACAAGGAGGUGCAGCAAAAAUGAUACCUUGAAGCAACUUUUGUUUGCGUCUUCAAACCUGUGAUAGCUUGCAAGAGUCGUCUUCAUAAAAACCAAUGCAACUUGUCUGGCCAUAUUUUGAAGCAAAACUUGCUCGAGCAGCCUGUAUAUGAAUAAAGACAUAAUCCCAACUCGGCAGUGUCCCACACUAGCGUUCUUAGUGGCUGCACUGUCUAAAAAAAACAUAAUUCAUCUAACAAGUCAAUGAAUUUAUUAACAAAAAUAAGCCAUAUUAAUCCCCAACUGGCACUUAGGACCAUAUCAGACUUUACUUUCGCAGUCCGGUCACCAAAUCGGACGACGCUGCUUCCAGAAGAACGCCCAAGCUUCCAGGACAGUAACCCGACCUAGCUCAGCCGCCCAAGACCACUCAGUUGACCGGAAACUCGCUGCGAAGUCUCGGUGUGCCGCCAGAAAAAGAGCCCGAUCUGGCCAACUCCGGCGAUAGUUCGACCCACCGUUGUUGUCGUUCGACUCACCGGAUUGAGUACUACAAUCCCCAACCAAGUUCCGUCCAAGAACACUACCGGAGACCGGAGAUCCGGUUUCGACCCGAAAGAGAUAUGGCAAUGGCGAUUGUGAACUCCAUCCUUGGAAAAAUUGGAGGAUGUGUGUGGGAUUUAAUUAAGCCUCACUUUGAUUAUCUGACAAACUAUGAUGAUAACAUUACGGCUCUUGAAAACCAACUUGAAACCCUGGAGGAAAUGGAGAAGGACGUGCAUGAAGCCAUUGAAGCAGCUAAAGGAAAUGGUGAAGGAACCCGAAAGAUUGUUCAACAUUGGUUAGCAAGGGUUGAGGGAGUCAAGAUGGAUGCAAGAAAGCUUUUGGAAGAAAAUGAGAAGGCAAAUGAUAGAUGUUUUUGGGGGUGGUGUCCUGAUCUGAAAACACGUCACUCACUAAGCAAAGAAGCAAUGGCGAUUCAUGAGAAGAUAGAAAGUCUAUGUAAAGAACAAGCAGCAUUUGACAUUAGAGUUUCUCUGUGUCCAUCUCUUCCGGAAAUAGAUUCCAAAGAUAUCGUUCCUUUUCAAACUAGAAAAGUAGCAGUGGAAAAAGUCAUGGAUGCAUUGAAAGAAGAUUCUACUAAUUUUGUGGGGGUACAUGGAAUGGGGGGUGUUGGAAAGACAACUUUGGUGAAAGAAAUUGCUAGAAAAUGCAAAGAAGAGAAGCUUUUUGAUAAUGUGAUAAUGCCUGUGGUGUCACGAACCGUCGAUGUGGAAAGUAUUCAGGAGCAAAUAGCUAACUUCUUGGCUUUCAAACUAGAAGAAAAAAGUGUACUUGUAAGAGCAAGUCGGUUAAAGAAUCGACUAAGUGAGAAUAAGAUCCUUGUUAUAUUGGAUGAUGUUUGGGAAAGACUUGAGCUAAAUACUAUCGGCAUUCCUUCAGGGGAAGAUCAUAAGGGUUGUAAAGUUGUCAUCACCACAAGGCGUAGACAGGUGUGCACUGCCAUGGGCAGCAGGGACCAAGCUACAAGAAAUAUUGUCAAUCUUGAUGUCUUAACAGAACAAGAGUCUUGGGACUUAUUUAAGUCUCGAGUUGGUGAUAUUAUUGAGUCUCCCACGAUGAGAAUUGUGGCAGAAAAACUUGUCAAAGAGUGCGGAGGUUUGCCUAUUGCUCUUGUGAUAACUUCCCCGUAUUUCUCUCAAAGGUUGAGCGUUAUUAAUAAUUCUUAA